CAGCGACUUCUGGGAAGAUCAUGAGAAAGUGAAGUCGGGCUAAUGGACCCCAGUUCCUCUCCUUCCCUUUUGGCAGCCCUUCAUGGUAACACAAAAGGUCUCCCUGGCGUGUGUGAGUCUCCUCCCUGGUGAGCAGCUCAGCCCAGUGCCACCCCCAGGCUCCGAGUGCUUUGAGGAGAGCCCACUGGAUUCCUGCUAGGAGAGCCCUGAGCCACAGGCACAGCGAACCUGCCCAGCUCAUCACCAAACCUCCUUUGGAGCAGCUGCCAGAGGGGCUGAAUUCCCUGUUUCCUGCUGUGCUGCCCAGAUCCUGCUCCAUGUGGGCCAAGGCUGGAGGAAAGCUGUGUCUCCGUGGCUCUGCGUGAGAUCCUCGCCCCGCACGCCCAGCCUCUCCUGCUCCUGACCUGCCAUCACCACCCGCCAGAUGUGCAAGUGGCUGCUAAGAGCUCCCCUCCCCGAGCACAGGUGCUCUCUUUCAAGAAAAAAAAUGGUGAACUUGGAAACCAGCUGGAGAUUGCAAAGUCUCCUUUGCCUUGAGGCUGGUGGUCAAUGGUCAUCCUCUACCACACCCAUGGAAAGCAGAAGAGCUCCACUCUAACUUCUGUAAGGUCUCCUUCACUAUGGAAGAUCAAAUGAUUUUCUGGCUCAGGUUUUGUGAUGUUCGGCAUCUGCCUUGGACCUGGAGUUUGGAAAAGGGAUCGUCCCUGAGGCACGGCUAAGAGACAGAGCAACCAGCCCCAGACAAUGAGCACUUUAAGUAGCACUGGAAUAUUGCUCAGCUUAACAACAGUGUCUGUUACACUGGAUUUUAGUUUGCAUGGUGGUCUGAUGGCUUGGUCCUUAAGCAGCAAUUUGACUCUGAACCAGAGUUUGCCUACAUCUGAUCCUCUCAACACCUCUGAGAAGGGCGAAGUCUCUCGGAUGUCCGUGAGGGAGAAGAAUUGGCCGGCCCUCCUGAUCCUGGUUGUCAUCCUGCUGACCAUUGGGGGGAACAUAUUGGUAAUUAUGGCUGUGUCCUUGGAGAAGAAGUUGCAGAAUGCCACAAACUUCUUCCUGAUGUCGCUGGCAGUAGCAGACAUGCUGGUGGGUAUCCUGGUCAUGCCCGUGUCGCUCAUUGCAGUCCUGUACGGGAUAUCUAUGCCUAUUCCGGUCAUUGGUUUGCAGGAUGACUCCCGGGUGUUUGUAAACGGGACCUGCGUCCUUAACGACGAGAACUUCGUCCUCAUUGGAUCCUUCAUGGCUUUCUUCAUCCCUCUCAUCAUCAUGGUGAUCACGUACUGCCUGACUGUCCAGGUGCUGCAGAGACAGGCCACGGUGUUCAUGUGUGGAGAAGUGCCCAAGCAGAGGAGGAGCAGCGUGAACUGCCUCAAGAAGGAAAACAACACAGAGAACAUUUCAAUGCUUCACAAUCACGAGGGGGCCUCCCACUUGAACUCACCUGUAAAUAAGGAGGCGGUGCUUUUCCGGAAAGGAACGAUGCAGUCCAUCAACAACGAGCGAAGAGCCUCCAAGGUCCUGGGCAUCGUCUUCUUUUUGUUCCUCAUCAUGUGGUGCCCGUUUUUCAUCACUAAUGUCAUGUCUGUCCUUUGCAAGGAAGCCUGUGAUAAAGACCUGUUGAGUGAGCUCCUGGACGUGUUUGUUUGGGUGGGGUACGUGUGCUCCGGGGUCAAUCCCCUGGUGUACACCCUCUUCAACAAAACCUACCGCAGGGCUUUCUCCAAUUACAUCCGCUGCCAAUACAGGCCUGGGAAAAAAUCAGCACUGCGGCAGAACCAGUGUCUGAACGUGGCUUCAACAGCUUUGUAUGGGAAAGACCUGACUUUAACCAGUUAUCGAAAUGGCAAUGAGUUCAAUAGCAUGGAACUAGAUGAAGCUGAGGAGGGCCUUGAGAUGCAACCAGGGACUUCAGAGCUCUCCAUAAACAGCUGUAAUGUUGUAAGUGAACGAGUGAGCUGUGUGUAAAAGUGACUCAUAGACCUUUGCUACAGUGCAUCUGUAGCCAAAAUAUAUUGUGUAAAAAUGUAAGUGUCAGUCAAAGGACUGUGUAAAUAUUGCAUUCUGAACAAAGCUUUUGGUUUUUUUUAAAGAGAAAAAAGAGUUGUCUUUCCAGUCCAGUACUUAAAAUAAUAUAUAUUAAUAUACUGCAGUGA
Pyrgilauda ruficollis (rufous-necked snowfinch) is the source of this 2150-nucleotide messenger RNA. RefSeq names its product 5-hydroxytryptamine receptor 2C (gene HTR2C). Gene Ontology annotation, biological process: G protein-coupled receptor signaling pathway, coupled to cyclic nucleotide second messenger; chemical synaptic transmission; feeding behavior. Gene Ontology annotation, molecular function: neurotransmitter receptor activity; G protein-coupled serotonin receptor activity. Gene Ontology annotation, cellular component: plasma membrane; dendrite. The coding region runs from base 745 to 1962 and encodes 405 amino acids. The record is from RefSeq and is a predicted model, not a curated record. The transcript has 4 exons. NCBI's taxonomy places the organism in Eukaryota, Metazoa, Chordata, Aves, Passeriformes, Passeridae.